CCCGCACGAAACCCAAGCCCAUCCGCCGCAUCCACCGCAUCCACCGCAUCCCCGACAUGCUGAGCGCCCCCACCAAGAUCCGCAUCGGCUGUGUGCCCGAGCACUUUUCCUCGCCCCUGUACAUUGCCGAGGCCGAAAAGCUGUUCCAGAACGAGGGCGUCGAGGUCCAAGUCGUGACCUGCCCUGGCGGCACCGGCGAGAUGAUCAAGUUCCUGAAGGAGUCCCAGAUCGACAUGGCCAUUGCCCUGACCGAGGGCCUCGUUGCCCACAUCGCAUCUAACGCGGCCGCUGGCUUCAAGAUCGUGGGCACCUAUACCGCCAAGCCGCUGACCUGGUCGAUUGCUGGCAAUCCCUCGGCUGUUCCCGAAGGCGCCAGCCCCGAGAACGUCCCGCUUGAAUUUGUCAAGGAUGGCAAAAUCGGCGUGUCGCGGAUGGGCAGCGGCAGCCACAUCAUUCCGUUCGUGCUGGCGGAUCAGAUGGGCUGGCUGCAGGACGGCGCCGCUGCACCGUUCGAGUUUGUUGUGCUCAAGGACAUCCACGGACUCAAAUCCGGCGUGCUCAGCGGUGCGGCCGAUGUCUUUCUGUGGGAGCGAUUCACCACCAAACCUCACUAUGACUCUGGAGAGCUUUACCACCUGAACAACAUCACACCUCCCUGGCCUGCGUUUAUGUUUGCCGCCAACGAUGGCAUUGUUUCCUCGCAGCCCGAUGCAGUCAAGAAGGUGCUGGCGAUUCUCAAUCAGUCAACCGCCCGUUUCAUGGCCCAGGUCGAGGGCGGCCAGUCGGUCGACUACGUCCAGCAGCGAUUCCACCAGAAGCGCGAGGAUGUCCAGGCCUGGUUCAAGACCUUAGACUAUUACGGCGACCUGACCUCGGUCCAUGAGUCCGUCAUCACCAAGUGUGUCGGUAUCCUCAAGAACGCCGGUGUGAUCAACUCCUCAGCUAAAGUCGCUGUUACCGACCUUGUUGACACUCGAAUCGCUAAGAUCGUCUAAACAGGCGUCGGUUGGCAUACCGAGGCGGGCAGCUGCCGCCUGCCCCGCGUGUUGAUCACGCUGUUCUGCACACCACGUCGGUUGCUCCUGUACAAUCAGUCAAUACAGUGCUUCCAAGACAGA
Polychytrium aggregatum is the source of this 1118-nucleotide messenger RNA. RefSeq lists its product as uncharacterized. The record is from RefSeq and is a predicted model, not a curated record. NCBI's taxonomy places the organism in Eukaryota, Fungi, Chytridiomycota, Chytridiomycetes, Polychytriales. The coding region runs from base 57 to 995 and encodes 312 amino acids. The transcript is spliced from 2 exons.